Molecule: messenger RNA, 587 nt
Organism: Manduca sexta (tobacco hornworm)
Lineage: Eukaryota; Metazoa; Arthropoda; Insecta; Lepidoptera; Sphingidae
Exons: 1
Coding region: 24-572 (182 amino acids)
Source: RefSeq, a predicted model, not a curated record
ACAAAAUACAAGUUGACACGACAAUGGAGGCUUCAAAUGACUCUCAAAUUGAAACAAACUCUGACACAUCUGAGAAAGAACACAGCAAGAGCAUAAGCAGAGAGUUGAAGUCAUUAAUAAAUUCUGCUAAGGAAUCUAAGAUUAUAAGUGAAUGUACUCAACUUACAAGUAAGACAAGGAAGUCACGAGUCAUGUUGGAGAGCCCUAACACUAGUCUUAACUCAUCUGUUGAGGCAGAUAAAAUUCAAGGAACAAGGAGGAACAGUAAUAACUCUCAGAAGAGCAACUGCAGUGAGAAAUCUGAUAAGAUGACAUUGAAGAGGUCCAUGAGGUCACAGAAUCCAGAGUUUGUCAGUAAAGUCAAACAGUUUUUGAACUCUGUUACUGGUAAGAGUCAAAAAGAUGAAGAUAUAACUGAUGAUGAGAUUGAGGAUAAAGUUUCCAACAAGAAUGAUGAGUCUCCAUCACACACAAGCACACCCAAGAAGAGGAAGUUAGAACUCAUUGUGAGUAUGUCUAGAGUUAUAAUCUUUUAUUGCAAAAUGGUCAUUCAAACUUUAUUUAUUACAUAAAAAUUAAAUUUCACA